This is a messenger RNA of Fraxinus pennsylvanica, 378 nucleotides long. Lineage: Eukaryota; Viridiplantae; Streptophyta; Magnoliopsida; Lamiales; Oleaceae. The record is from the annotation of a GenBank genome assembly.
AUGUCCCAGACAUUGGGCACCAUUGGGUAUAUGGCUCCAGAGUAUGGAUUGACAGGAUUAAUAUCGCCCAUGGCGGAUGUUUAUAGCUAUGGGAUUAUGAUGAUGGAAACAUUUACCAAGAAGAAGCCAACAGAUGAUAUGUUUGUUGGAGAGUUCACCAUGAGAAGAUGGGUGUUCGAAUCAUUCCCAGAUGCAAUAAUGCACAUAGUGGAUGUGGAUUUAGUACAUGCAGUUGAAGACAAUAUUCGAGCUAAAGAGCAUUGUUUUGGAUCAAUCAUGGAACUAGCAUUAGAAUGCACAACUAAUUUGUCAGAGGAGAGGCUCAAUAUGAAAGAUGUUCUAACAAGGCUCAAGAAGAUCAAAACUGAAUCUUAUUAA